Molecule: messenger RNA, 615 nt
Organism: Durusdinium trenchii
Lineage: Eukaryota; Dinophyceae; Suessiales; Symbiodiniaceae
Source: the annotation of a GenBank genome assembly
AUGGUUUGGACCUAUCGGAAGCAAACAGUCAACGGUGGGGAUUUUGUUUGUACCCACUUUGAACCAGUGGAGACCAUAGACUGCCCGAGGGGCCUCAUUUCAUAUGUUCGCGCAGCACUUGAUGCAUUGGAGAUUCGCAACGGGGCGACCCACACGGAAGUGAUGGUAACAGCGGAUGGCCCUUGCCUAGUGGAGGUGAACACGCGGAUGGUCGGCGCCGAUGGGUGCCACAUAUCUUUGGCACGGUUGCUGACAGGGACAUCACACCCUGAUGCAACCCUUGAUUGUGCCAGCCAGAAACGCUUUGAUGCACUACCUGAUAUUCCCAGAGCUUUUCAAGGGUCAGGUCUGAUUGUUCCCCUCGUGUCCUACUUUUCCGGCCGAGUUGAAAGCACACCAGGAUACGAGAGAAUGAAGAACAUGGUGUCCUUCCUUGAACUGUGCAGUUUCAUCUCCGCUGGAUCUGAGGUGCAAGUCACGCUGGAUUGUUUUACCUGUGCUGGUUUUUUGGUGCUUGCGGGUUCCCAUGAACAGGUGUGGGCAGAUCUGGAAAAGGUUCGCCAACUUGAGAAAGAAGGCUUGUUUUGCUUCACUGAGGCAAGGUGUUCAGCCUGA